AUGGAAGAUCCUGUGAUUACGGUCGAUUAUUACACAUACGAGCGGAAGAACAUUGAGCGAUGGUUUCAAACGAACGAGUCGUCGCCGCUCACUAACUUGAUUCUACCCAGUCUCGACUUACGUCUCGAUGUGCAAAAGAAAGAGGAAAUCAUCGCAUUUCUCGACGGUUCGGACAUCACUCCAAGAUAUGGGAGCCUUCGAGGAAAAUCGCAUGCCUUACGUGUCUCUAUCAAAUCUCCACUCAAUACGUGGUCCGUGAUGCUACCGCGCGAUCUGAAGUUGAAGGAACUCUGGGAAAUCGCAUUCCGCUUGACAAUGGGACGCUACAUGAGCUAUGAGCUACAACACAGGAAUUCACGAGUCCCGCCUUCCCAGGAUUCUAUUAGUGAUUCCUUGGCAUCUGCUGUAUUCCGAUCUCAUCGGCAGAAAUUCAUGAUAGGAUCCUCAACCCCUGUAGGGAGCCCUUUCGCCUUCUGGACAAAGAUGUGUGAUGUUGGUGAUGGUCAAAUGGAAGGAGACGUCGUCACUGAACAUUGGGAGCCCAUAUCAAGCUUUUUCAAUGGUACAGAUUCGACCGGCAAGUUGACACAGGAGUCCUGCAUCGACAAGGGCGAAGACGAUGAAGAUUCGGAAGAGGAGGUUGCUUAUCGAAAUGGAGCUAGCGAUCGCCCCUAUGUGUUUAAGCUACACCUAGGAAAAGCGCCACGCACUGCCGAGAGCCUCGCAAACACCCUGAAUCGCUUGGAUGUGCUGAAGCAGAUGUUCGAUGCGUUCAUCAAUCGUACUACAAUUACCAAACCCACGUUGGUCUCGUGACGUUCGGCACUAAGGCCUCGGUGUCGCAGGGCAUAACCUAUGCUGUGGAAAACUUCCGGCACAAAUUGAACAACAUGGCCGCUUCUGGAGACACAGCUAUUUGGGAUAGUCUUGCGCUUGCGCAAGAUCAGCUUCAACGAUAUGCCGAAAAGUAUCCCUAGGCGAAGUUGCGCAUCAUUUGCAUCUCGGAUGGGGAAGGCAACAAAUCCAAGCAUACCGCAGUGGAUCUUGCAUUACGUCUUUCACAAGCCGGUAUCGUCGUUGAUUGUUCUGCCUAGGGGAAGCCCGAAACAUCGAGCUGAGGACUCUUAGCUAUCUGACUGGU
Messenger RNA from Cucurbitaria berberidis CBS 394.84, 1141 nucleotides. RefSeq lists its product as uncharacterized. NCBI's taxonomy places the organism in Eukaryota, Fungi, Ascomycota, Dothideomycetes, Pleosporales, Cucurbitariaceae. Gene Ontology annotation, biological process: protein ubiquitination. The transcript has 2 exons. The record is from RefSeq and is a predicted model, not a curated record. Gene Ontology annotation, molecular function: ubiquitin-protein transferase activity. Bases 1 to 816 code for a protein of 271 amino acids.